AACUUAGAAGCAACGCUACACGCUCCUGCUUAAGCGGGCGGGAAAACAAGAUCCCGGGCGACGAGCUUGAAAAGAAAGCUACCAACUGGUCGGUGGUUUCUCCUUAUAAAAGACACAGCCGAGUGGGGUUUCUUGGCGUUUAUUCUCAUCGGCUUUCUGCUACUCCUGGGGGGACUCGAAUUUGAUCUGCUCCUCCGUCUACGUAAUUCACUGUUCGCCGUCUCUCUGUAUCAGGCAGCGCUUCUUAUUAGUCGCCUCGGAGUUCCGUUCCGUCUAAGCAACAAUGGCCGGUUUUCCCAAUCGUUUUGGACAGACAUCAAGUAGCCCUUUUGGGUCAUUAGGCUUUGGCCAGGCAAGUGGUACUACCAAGAAUCCUUUUGCUCCCACACCCUUCGGUGUUCCAACCCCUUUUGGCUCUCACGCUGGGAAUUCCAUGUUUGGGGGAACUUCAACAGGUAAGUUCGGUGCACCAUCCUCAACCUUCCCAUCUACAACAUUUGGGUAUGUCUCGCCAUCUCCUGCAUUCGGAAGCUCAAUGCCUGCUUUUGGAGUAUCUAGCACUCCUGCUUUCGGUAAUUCUCCGCCAUUAGUCGGGGGGUCAUCUGCCUUCCAUCAGAAUUCUGGUUUUGGAGGAUUUGGGUCGAAUACAACUCCAAGUCCAUUUGGAGUCACAAACCAGCAAUCACAGGGGAGUAGCUUGUUUGUUCCAAUGGCACCUUCCAGGCCUGGCCCUGAGCUUGGAUUCUAUGGUACUAGCACGCCUGUCUUCGGUUUGGCAAGCACCCCUGCCUUUGGUUCAACAAACACCCUAGCCUUUGGUGCUGCAAGCACUCCAGCGUGUGGCACGACAGGCUUCCAAUCAUUUGGAUCAACAGCAAAUCCACCAGCUUUUGGUAGCACAGGGGUAGCCUCUGGUGUGUCUAGUACCCCAGGUUUUGGAUCUUCAAAUACUUCCAUUUCUUGCUCAUCAAGCACUCCAGCAUUUGGGGUAUCACAUCCUCAAAACUUUGCUGCAUCUAGUACUCCAUCAUUUACCUUCGUACCCAAUUCAGCUUUUGGUCAGUCAACUGCUGCAUUUGGAAGCAGUCCCUUUGGAGCACAGAGUUCUACAUAUGGGUCCCUGCCGUCAACACCAAGCUUUGCAAGCUCAGGCUUUGGACAAGCACCAGUUGGUACACAGCGAGGAGGAAGUAGGGCAGUGCCCUAUAUAGGAACUGCUGACACAGAAGCCACACGAGGGCAGCCUGAGAAGUUAGAGUCAAUAUCAGCCAUGCCUGUCUACAAAGAGAAAAGCCACGAGGAGUUACGAUGGGAGGAUUAUCAAUCUGGAGACAAAGGUGGGGCGCUUCCCUCUGGUCAACAAUCUGGCCCAAUAAGUUUUAGACCGCCAACAGCACAGUCAAACCCAUUUGGUCCUUCAUCUACAUCUGCUAGUCUUUCUUUGAGUAAUCCAUUUGUUCCCAAGGGUUUUGGACCAUCAGCUGCCUCAGCUUUCAGUUCUUCAGCUUUGAGUGCUUCAACGGAAGUUAAGCCUUUUCAGUCGCCCUCAUUUCCAUCCACAUCAAGUGGUGCAUUUGCUACCACAUCUCCAUCUCUCUUUGGCCCAUCAAGCUCACCGAGUCUUAGUUCUACACACUCCCUGUUUGCUUGUCCUACUAAAGCAACAUAUCCUACCGUGGCUCUUCCCAACUGUUCUUCUACAUUGUUUGAAGUGCCCAUGUCUUCGCUUGCACAAGCAGAUUCUGGAUUUCGACCAACUACCUCUGUCUAUGGACCGAGUUCCACCUCUACAUUUGGUCCAUCAAACACAUUCAGUACCCCGGUGGAAGGAAGCAUUUCCUCAGGCUUUAGUUUCAUGCCAUCCCGCUUUACUUCUUCUGCUCAAGGAACAACUUCAGCAUUUAAUCCUACCAUGGCUUUUCCCAACAAUUCUCCUACACCGUUUCAAGCAAUCACACCUUCACUUGCACAAACAGGUUCUCUAUUUGGACCAACUACCUCUUCCAUUCAACAGAGUAGCCCCUUGAUAUUUGGUCCUUGCGGUAAACCAGCCAGUUCGCUUCAAGAACGCCUUUUCUCAAGCACUCCAUCUUUAUUUCCUUCAGCCAACCCAGUCUCUGCUGCAGCAACACCUUUUCAACCGGGUCCAUGUAGCUUUUGCCUGUCUCGAGGUGGGGCAAGUUUGUUUGCUGAUGCAUCUGGUCAGGGCCCAUUAUCAACACCAUUUGGUACUAGAACGGUACCUUAUUUGGCAACCGAUCAGGCAGAGUGGGGAAGAGAGCAGCCUGAACAUAUGAAGUUUCAUUCUAUAUCCGCCAUGGCUGCCUACAACAAGAAGAGCCAUGAAGAGCUGCGAUUUGACGAUUAUCAAUGGGGAGAUAAAGGUGGACCGAAUCUCUCUGGUCAAGCUCCUGGUGAAACUGCUUCGACAGUCGAGUCGAACCCAGCUGGUCCAUCAUCGGCAUCUGCACAAUCUUCGGCUAAUCCAUCUUCUUUGCCAGCCCCAGCUAGUCAGUCAUCUGCUCCAAAUGUCAAUGCGCUGUGCUUGGUUUUUGUUUUUUGUUCUCUGAAUCAGUAGGGUGCUCGUCAAUGGUUGCAUAACACGCUCUCAUGUGAGAAUGUGCAGAGUUAGGAAAUAGAUAGUAGACUUCAACAUACAAGGAUUGGUUUAGUUGAGCGAUUUCGGAUUAUGCGCUCUUUGUUCUGACGCCAAUAAUAAGAGUUUUGAAGUGCAAAAAGGUUUCUUUGUCUGAAAUUCCCAUUACUGUAUGGUUCAACUUUGCCUCGUGCACAUUUUCUAAAUCGAUUCCUUCCUCC
Messenger RNA from Linum tenue, 2817 nucleotides. The record is from the annotation of a GenBank genome assembly. Lineage: Eukaryota; Viridiplantae; Streptophyta; Magnoliopsida; Malpighiales; Linaceae.